Molecule: messenger RNA, 453 nt
Organism: Momordica charantia (bitter melon)
Lineage: Eukaryota; Viridiplantae; Streptophyta; Magnoliopsida; Cucurbitales; Cucurbitaceae
Source: RefSeq, a predicted model, not a curated record
CGACCCUGAAGCUCGGAUAGGGGGACAUCCGACGUGAAGAUGCGGUUCAGAAUGGAACCGUCGAGCUCCGGGGUAAAGGACCAAGUGUCCCGCAUCUCGGCUGCAUGCUUGGACUGCUGCCUUAGAAGGGCGUCCAAGUUCGUAAGUGACCAUGGGUCCGUACUGCAACAGUCCAUUGACCACGCCGCUGAGGCGUUCAUUGCUUCCAUUCACUCGGCAGUUAUGAAGAAGGCCGAGCUGGAUGGAAGGGAGAUCUUGGCAGCUAGGGAGAGUGUGAAUUCCUCUGCUGCCUUGGAGGCUGCCACCACAAUGAAUGGCGAGCUACUGAAAGCUCGCUCCGAAGUGGAGACUUUGAAGGCCGAGGUGUAGGCCAAUGGUCAACUGCUGAAAAGAGAAGGAAAAAAGCACAAGGCCCACCUUCGAGCUGCUCAUGCCAUCACAAAGGGGUUGGAG